AUGGUUGAAUCAUCAUCAAUUCCACAUCAAAACUCUAGUCCUAUUCCAAUUCAAAAUGGGACCACCUCUCAUGAAAGUAUGGAAAAUCAUCAUGAGGGCUUAUUUGUGGAUUUAUCAGGAAAAACGCUGGCUUUAAUUCGAGCUGAUAAAGAAGAUCCAAAUGAAUCGGAUGAUGAUGAAAAAGACAAAGUGGAAAUUCCAGAAAGGCAAAAAAAUAUGUUUCAUAGUGUUUUAAAUGUUCUUGGUGAAAAUCGAUCAACUCCACGUUCAACACGUUUAAAUAUAACGCGUAAGAGACAUUAUGUUCGUCGUCUACGGGACAGCGUUAAUAAUCCUUUUGAAUGUGGUCUAAAUGAACAUCAAUUAGCUGCACCAUAUGUUGAAGAACAAUUACCUGACCAACCAGAGUAUUUGCAACGUAACUCAAUUGAAAGUAAUGCACCUUUAUUAAAUGAAGGAGAACAGAGCGAAGGUAUAACAAAUGGUUCAAAUGUAACGAUUAGUCUUAGAGGUCGUGUAAAGAAAGCUCUUGCGGCGCAUGAAUUUCAACAAAUGGCUGCGAAUCCUGACAAUACACGUCUUGAGAAUGCUGGAGACUUUCCGUCUAUAAUGUUACCAAUUGCAAUUUCCAUUCCAUAUUUAUGGGCUCGUAGGGAUCAUGAAGGUCGUAAAGCGCCUCCCAUCAUAUUUGAAGCUUUAAAGCUUGCCAUCACUGAUUCUCGUGCUGAUGAACAUAUGUAUAAUUUACAAACCCUUUAUCGAAUUGAAUUGGAAUAUGGUGAUGUCAAAUGGGUUAUACAAAGAACCGCAUUUGACUUUUCAUUCCUUGAUUUUAGUUUGAGAAGGAAGAAUGAUUUACCCGAGAUUCCGACCUUACCGACCAAUAUAACAUCUUGGGUCGGAACAUUAUUUCAUAGAACUGCAACAAGGCACGCAAAACAACAAGAAUUAGCUCUUGAAAGAAGAAAAAAAUUACAAUCAUAUCUUAUUCAAUUAAUAAAGGCAUUGAAUCGAAAUGUUUCUUAUACUCUUAAUGAAUUCUUGGAACUUAGUGCGAUUUCCAUUACGAGAGAUAUGGGAAUGAAGGGUAAAGAAGGUUAUGUAGAAAAUAAAGUUGACAAAUUUGAUAAGAAUCAAUUUUGUUUUUGGAGAAAAAGUUCUAAUGAGACUUGGGAAAGAGAAUGGGUGAUUGUUCGCGACUCUUACAUUGCAUUUUGUACUCAUAUCAGUUCAACAACACCAGCGGACGUAUUCUUGCUAGAUAAAUACUUCAAAUGUACUAAAUUGGAAACGCACGGAUUAAACAAAGUUUUGUCCCGUCACGAUACUAUUUUUAUAUCAAAUAGUUCACGUAAGAUUGAACUUAGGAGUGAAUCUCGUACUUUAAAUGAAAUCACUGAAAGUAUUGAUAGGGUUAAAGGGUCUUCUCCUUGGGUAAAACAACAUCGUUUCGAUUCUUAUGCUCCUAAGAGGGAUCAUGCAAAGGUCAAGUGGUAUGUUGAUGGCAAAGAUUAUUUCCUUGCUGUUUCGCAAGCGAUUUUGACUGCAAAAUCUGAAAUUUAUAUUGAAGAUUGGUGGUUAUCUCCUGAAUUGUACCUUCGUAGACCUCCUCAUGAAAACGAAGAGUUUCGUUUAGAUAGAUUGCUUAAAAAGAAAGCUGAAGAAGGUGUUAUGAUUUAUAUUGUCGUCUACAAAGAGGUGAAAUUGGCUUUAACUUUGGACUCUAAUCAUACGAAACAAACUUUGCAAUCACUUCAUCCAAAUAUCAAAGUUCAAAGACAUCCCGAUCAUGGACCCGAUGGUGUAAUGUUUUGGGCGCAUCACGAGAAAAUGGUCGUAGUUGAUAGUGAAAUAGCAUUUAUUGGAGGAUUAGAUCUAUGUUUUGGACGUUAUGAUACUCAUGUGCAUCAGUUAUCUGACAGCUUUCUUAAUGAACCUGGUGAUCAACCAAUAUGGUUAGGACAAGACUACUCUAAUCCACGAGUCAAGGAUUUCGCAAAUGUUGCAAAUUGGCUCCAUGAGGCUGUCGAUAAAAAGAACGUUCCCCGCAUGCCAUGGCACGAUGUUUCGAUAGGAAUGGUUGGACCUCCUGCGCGUGAUGUCGCUAGGCAUUUUGUUCAAAGAUGGAAUUUCAUUAAAGACGAAAAGUCUUAUGAUAACCCGAAAUUCCCAUUUUUAACACCAAAAGGAGAAUAUGUUAAUACGCGGGAUGAAAGUCGAUUCCGAGGCACUUGUGAAGUACAAUUAUUAAGAAGUAGUGCAGAGUGGAGUAGCGGAAUUAAAUUGGACAAUUCGAUUUAUAAUGCUUAUUGUCACUUGAUUCGAGACGCAAAACAUUUUAUUUAUAUUGAAAAUCAAUUCUUCAUCACUUCUAGUGAAAAUGAUAGUAAUUAUGUUGUGAAAAACCGGAUCGGAGAGUUCAUCGUCGAACGAGUAAAACGCGCUCAUAAGAAUAAUGAAAAGUUCCGAAUUAUAGUUGUUAUGCCUUUGUUACCUGCUUUCGAAGCUGAUUUAAGUUCCAAAGAUGCAGGAACAAUUCGCAUGGUCAUGCAUUGGCAAUAUGUUUCAAUAUGUCGUGGUGGUAAAUCCCUUCUCGAGAAAAUUUCCGCAGCAGGAAUUAACCCUGAAGAUUAUAUUUCAUUUUUUGCUUUACGUGGUUACGAUAAAAUUCAUCAUGGACACGGUAAUAAAGGAAAAAAAAAUGGUGACGUCUCAGAGGAUUCAUUUUCAGAUGAACGACAACGUUCAUUAUUUGAUGGUGGUAGGAUAGGAGGAGAGCCCGCCAUUCCUGCUGGCAUAGUGCAAAUGGAUGCAAGGCAACUUUAUGUAACUGAGGAAGUUUAUAUUCAUAGUAAAUUAAUGAUUGUGGAUGAUAGAUUCGUGAUUUGUGGAUCAGCUAAUAUAAAUGAUAGAUCUCAACUUGGAAAUCGUGAUUCAGAAAUUGCGAUCGUUAUCGAAGAUAAGAAAAACAUUACAACACGCAUGAAUGGAAAAGAGUAUCAAGCUGGAAAAUUUGCGUAUAAGUUACGAUGUUCUAUUUUCAAGGAGCAUUUGGGAUUAUGUGAACCACAAGAUCAUUCAUCAGUUACGAAAAGCUCUUUACCACCUAUGAAACCAGAAGUUUUAUUUGAUUUAUUACGUGGAAGGGAUGAAUCUAUUACCGAAAUAAUAGAUGACGACAUGAAUUAUAAACAACUUAAAAAGAAACACCCAACGAAAGAUGAUUUGGUCGUUAUGGAUCCACUUUCUGAUGAAUUUUAUAGAUAUUGGCAAACCACUGCGAGAACAAAUUCCGAAACUUUUCGAUCUAUAUUUAGAUGUGUUCCUGAUAAACACGUGACGAGCUGGAAGGAGUAUACUAGUUUUGUACCUGAUCCAACUAAAGUCCGUACGGGACAUGUUGCGAAUUCGGAAAUUUCUGAAGAGGAAACGCGUGAAAAAUUGAGUGUCGUUCGUGGACAUUUGGUUGAAUUUCCUCUCGAAUUUUUAUCUAAAGAAAAUUUAAUGGGAAGCGUAAUUCAGAAUGCCGUUACACCCGCUGAAAUCUUUACAUAA
This is a messenger RNA of Funneliformis caledonium, 3555 nucleotides long. The record is from the annotation of a GenBank genome assembly. Lineage: Eukaryota; Fungi; Glomeromycota; Glomeromycetes; Glomerales; Glomeraceae.